AUCCAAUCUCUUCUCUCUACUACCAAUACCAGCCAAACAAAAAAUCGGCUCAGAUCUCAAAUUUUCAUCUCCUCCGAUUUCGAUCAUGGGCAGAAAAUUCUUCGUUGGAGGAAACUGGAAAUGCAAUGGGACAGCUGAAGAGGUUAAGAAAAUCGUGAAGACACUGAACGAUGCCAAAGUUCCAUCGCAGGAUGUUGUUGAGGUUGUUGUAAGCCCUCCAUUUGUCUUUCUUCCGUUGGUGAAGAGUUCCCUGCGCUCUGAUUUUUACGUUUCUGCACAAAAUUGCUGGGUGAAGAAGGGUGGUGCUUACACCGGCGAAGUUAGUGCUGAAAUGCUUGUCAAUUUGGAAGUUCCAUGGGUUAUUCUUGGCCAUUCUGAAAGACGAGCUCUGUUGGGUGAAUCAAAUGAGUUUGUUGGUGAUAAAGUUGCAUAUGCCCUAGCUCAAGGUUUGAAGGUAAUUGCAUGUGUUGGUGAGACUCUGGAACAGAGAGAAGCAGGUUCAACUAUGGAUGUCGUUGCUGCACAAACAAAAGCAAUUGCUGAUCGGAUAUCAGACUGGAAGAAUGUUGUUGUUGCUUAUGAGCCUGUUUGGGCUAUUGGAACUGGCAAGGUCGCAACCCCUGCUCAGGCCCAGGAAGUGCACGAUGGUCUGAGGAAGUGGCUUCAGAAAAAUGUGAGUGCUGAUGUUGCAGAAUCAACUAGGAUCAUCUAUGGAGGUUCUGUAAAUGGUGGGAACUGCAAGGAACUAGCAGGCCAGACCGAUGUUGACGGAUUUCUUGUCGGUGGAGCUUCUCUCAAGCCUGAGUUCGUGGACAUCAUCAGUGCUGCUACGGUCAAGUCUGCUUAGGUGGAAUCUAGAAGUUUUUGCAAAAACGAUCCCAACUCCUUUAAUUCUGCAGUUUUCUUUUUGUUGUUAAUUUAAACCUUGUAGUCUCCUGCCUGAAACUUUGAGGAAAGCAAAACCCAAACAGGCUGCUUACUCUAAUAACGUUAUUUUCCUGACCAUGGGAGGGGAGCGCCCAUGUUCUUCAGUUUAUUUAGCUGCGAGUACGGAUCAGGCUAUUUUACUUGGGCCAAGUUCUGUUGAGCUGAAGGCCACGCUUAUCGGUUAAUACAACCUGUUAUUUUUUUUGUUUUC
Messenger RNA from Asparagus officinalis (garden asparagus), 1138 nucleotides. Its product is annotated as triosephosphate isomerase, cytosolic. Gene Ontology annotation, biological process: glycerol catabolic process; glyceraldehyde-3-phosphate biosynthetic process; gluconeogenesis. Gene Ontology annotation, molecular function: triose-phosphate isomerase activity. The record is from RefSeq and is a predicted model, not a curated record. Gene Ontology annotation, cellular component: cytosol. The coding region runs from base 86 to 847 and encodes 253 amino acids. The transcript is spliced from 9 exons. NCBI's taxonomy places the organism in Eukaryota, Viridiplantae, Streptophyta, Magnoliopsida, Asparagales, Asparagaceae.